Cyphellophora attinorum is the source of this 1284-nucleotide messenger RNA. Its product is annotated as Serine/threonine-protein kinase ark1. The transcript has 2 exons. The record is from RefSeq and is a predicted model, not a curated record. Gene Ontology annotation, cellular component: chromosome passenger complex; spindle pole centrosome; spindle midzone. Gene Ontology annotation, molecular function: ATP binding; protein kinase activity. Lineage: Eukaryota; Fungi; Ascomycota; Eurotiomycetes; Chaetothyriales; Cyphellophoraceae. Gene Ontology annotation, biological process: mitotic spindle organization; regulation of cytokinesis; protein phosphorylation. The coding region runs from base 1 to 1284 and encodes 427 amino acids.
AUGGCAACUAAAACGUUAGAGGCCCGUUUCGAGCACCUCUCCGUCCAGGAUGAGAACGAGGCACCAAACAAUGGCUCAUCGAUGCUUAAGUCCAAGGUAAAGCCGCCCAUAUCAGCAGUACCAGAUGGAUCUUAUCAUCAACAGGUAACUGCGACUUCCGCCAUGGCAGCGUCGGGUAUGGUCCCUAGCCAAAGCCGAACGAACCUUGUCAAGUACGCAUUACAGCAGAGCAAUGAGGCCAGAUCGAAUGCAGCCCAGAUCAUCACAACUACGACCACCACAACAGUACCGACACUUCCACCUUCGCCAGUCCGAAAACCUGUGCCAUCAUCAAGAAGCUCAGACGAGCCGGGUGCAGCAGCAGGGCGACCUUCAGGUGCAGAUGCAGCUGCUUUGUUCUACGCGCAAGAUCCGAAGAAGUUCCAUCUAGGCAUGUUCGAGAUCGGCAAACCUUUGGGCAAGGGCAAGUUCGGCCGUGUAUAUCUUGCGAGAGAGCGAAGUUCCGGCUUCGUGUGCGCUUUGAAGACCCUCCACAAAUCCGAGAUCCAACAGGGCAAGGUCGAGAAGCAGGUCCGCCGAGAGAUCGAGAUCCAGUCAAACCUCCGGCAUCCCAACAUCGUUCGCCUGUACGGCCACUUCCACGACAGCAAGCGAAUCUUCCUCAUUCUCGAGUUUGCCGGCAAGGGAGAGCUAUACAAGCACCUGCGGAAAGAGCAUCGCUUCCCAGAAUGGAAAGCUGCACAGUAUAUUGCUCAGAUGUGCGCUGCUCUGAAGUACCUCCAUAAGAAGCACAUCAUGCACCGGGACAUAAAACCAGAGAACAUUCUUGUCGGGAUACAUGGCGAGAUCAAGAUCUCAGAUUUCGGCUGGUCAGUCCAUGCGCCCAACAACAGACGGCAGACCAUGUGUGGAACGCUAGAUUACCUCCCACCCGAAAUGCUGCGGCCUGGAGCAAGCGACAACUACUACAACGAGAAGGUCGAUCUGUGGAGUUUGGGAGUGCUCACCUAUGAGUUUCUCGUCGGCGAGGCUCCCUUCGAGGAUACGCCUGUCAUGACGCAGCGGAGGAUCGCCAAAGCUGAUAUGAAAGUCCCCAGCUUUGUGAGUCCAGAGGCAAGAGAUUUGAUUAUGAAGCUACUCGUCCUCGAUCCCGAGAAACGGAUACCGCUUGAGGACGUAGAGCGACAUCCAUGGAUUGUCAAGCACUGUGCCACGAAAGGCGGAGAGCGUGGUGCUGCCAGGAGCAGCAAGGACAGCAGGGACAGCAAGGCCGACCAGUCAUGA